Theobroma cacao (cacao) is the source of this 1047-nucleotide messenger RNA. RefSeq names its product hevamine-A-like. Gene Ontology annotation, molecular function: chitinase activity. Lineage: Eukaryota; Viridiplantae; Streptophyta; Magnoliopsida; Malvales; Malvaceae. The record is from RefSeq and is a predicted model, not a curated record. Gene Ontology annotation, cellular component: extracellular region. Gene Ontology annotation, biological process: carbohydrate metabolic process.
AUGGGAGGCACAUCUUUUUAGCAAAAAUGGCUACAAGAUCUGAAGCCAGCCCGACGCUCUUCUUUCUCCUUUUGGUCUUAGCAAUAAUUAAAACUUCCCAUGCUGCUGGUGGCAUCGCCAUCUACUGGGGCCAGAACGGCAACGAGGGAACCCUGACUGCAACCUGUGCCACAGGCAGAUAUGCCUACGUUAACAUAGCCUUCCUUAACAAAUUUGGCAAUGGUCGCACGCCUGAAAUUAAUUUGGCUGGUCACUGUAAUCCGGCAUCCAAUGGCUGCACCGCUGUCAGCAGUGGCAUAAGAAGCUGCCAAGCCCGAGGAAUCAAGGUCAUGCUUUCUAUUGGAGGCGGCGUUGGCAGCUACUCUCUGGCUUCUCAAGCAGACGCCAAAAAUGUAGCCGAUUAUCUUUGGAACAAUUUCUUGGGUGGAACAUCGUCUUCCCGUCCGUUAGGCGAUGCUGUAUUGGAUGGCAUUGAUUUUGACAUAGAGCUUGGCUCAACUCAAUACUGGGAUGAUCUUUCUCGUUAUCUAUCAGCUUACAGCAACCAGGGAAGAAAGGUGUAUUUAACAGCAGCUCCUCAGUGUCCAUUUCCUGACAGAUUGUUGGGGACUGCCCUUAAUACAGGCCUGUUUGACUAUGUUUGGAUUCAGUUUUAUAACAAUCGCCCAUGCCAAUACUCUUCAGGCAACACCAACAACCUUGUCAACUCAUGGAACCGGUGGACAUCAUCCAUAAACGCAGGAAAGAUAUUUUUGGGGUUACCGGCAGCACCGGCAGCGGCUGGAAGUGGGUAUAUUCCGCCGAAUGUGUUAACUUCUCAAAUACUUCCGGUGAUUAAGAGCUCAGCUAAGUAUGGAGGUGUUAUGCUUUGGUCUAAGUUCUUUGAUGAUAGGAAUGGUUACAGCGCCUCCAUUCUGAAUAGCGUGUGAGCAAGACUUGUUUUGUGUACUCCCUUUAAGACCUAGACUUUGUAUGCAGUUUGGUCUUCUCUGAUAAAUAAAAUAUAAUAAAUUGAGAGAUAUAUCCUUAUCAGUUUCCAUGAUUUCA